This is a messenger RNA of Paraglomus brasilianum, 579 nucleotides long. The record is from the annotation of a GenBank genome assembly. Lineage: Eukaryota; Fungi; Glomeromycota; Glomeromycetes; Paraglomerales; Paraglomeraceae.
AUGGAAAAAUGGAGUUCGCAGGAAGACGCUGUUGUUAUCAAACUCUACGAAGUAUGCGGCCCCCAAUGGGUGACUAUAUCCCGUACGUUAGGCGGUGUCAAGUCUGCUCAACAAUGUUCACAAAGAUGGCAUAGUGCGCUACGUUCCGGAAUUAACAAAAGCCCGUUCACCACCUUUGAACAUGAUACAGUUAGACGGCUGUAUGAAGUCCAUGGUCCUAGGUGGGCUAGAAUUUCUUCAUACUUCCCUGAUCGAACUCCAAAUAUGAUAAAAGCCAGUCGAGAAGAGACACAAGUGGAACAAGAACCAUUCUUUGGUUACAAUCCAAAGACUGGCAUGGAAAGCCUAAUUGUGGUCCCCGUUUCAAAAUCAUCGGCUCAACAAAGUGCUGAUCGUGCUGGAAGGAAAGAAAUCGAUUUCAAUAGAAGCAAUUUGGUACGAGUGGUCUUACAGCUGAAGGCUCUCGGUGAGACAACAUUCUUAGAUUCGGGCUCCCCUGCUCAGUUGAUGGAAGGUCUAAUGGUAGUCCCCGUUUCAAAAUCAUCGGCUCAACAAAGAGCCGGUCAUCUGGAGGCUUAA